Messenger RNA from Castor canadensis (American beaver), 246 nucleotides. The record is from RefSeq and is a predicted model, not a curated record. Lineage: Eukaryota; Metazoa; Chordata; Mammalia; Rodentia; Castoridae.
AUGAUGUUUCACUUGGCCAGAUACACACAAAGUAUUCUCAAGAUUCGAAGUAUUCAGCAAGUUAUGGCGAGACAGAACCAUGAUAAACGCUUACCGGAUUUUCAUGAUAAAUAUGGCAUUGCUGUGCUAGCAGGUGGAACCGCUUUCUGUGCUGUUGCAUGGGUGAUUUUAUCCACACAAAUGGGAAUAGAAUGGAACCUAUCUCCUGUUGGCAGAGUUACCCCAAAAGAGUGGAAAGAAAAUUAA